Molecule: messenger RNA, 1022 nt
Organism: Gamsiella multidivaricata
Lineage: Eukaryota; Fungi; Mortierellomycota; Mortierellomycetes; Mortierellales; Mortierellaceae
Exons: 1
Coding region: 235-798 (187 amino acids)
Source: RefSeq, a predicted model, not a curated record
AUGGCGUCCUUUAGCGCUAGCCACACUCAUUUUAUUUUUUAUUUAUGGGCUAUAAAUAGGCUUGCUAAACCCAAGACCAGCCAAAUUUAUUUGGUGAUAAUAAUAAUAAAUGUAAAGGAACCAUUUCCGUUGCAGUUUGUUUGAGGAAGAAGUGGAGUGGAGUGAAAAGAGGUGAGCGUGGAGCGAAAGAAGAGAGAGAAGCGAGAAGAAAGAGAAGAGAAAGAAGAGAGAGAGAUGAGGAAGGGAGAGACGAUGCGGAUACCGAAACCCAAGAAUAGGACGAGGUCGAUUUUAAUCCCCAUACCGAGCAAAGGUAAUUAUAGUCUCUCUCGCUGUCUCUCUUUCUCUCUCUUCCUUCACUUUCCCCCCUUUCCCUCUGUCCUCUGUCUCCACCACGUCUCACCCAAAAACCAGAGAGAUCGACGCAUAUUCAGGACAAAAGAAAUCAAAGUUGUCCGCCAGGUACGACCCCCAAUUGCCCUCUUUAUAUACACUCCACUCUCACUCCCCCCCCUUUCUUCGCUCCACUUUGCCUCUUUCCUUUCCUUUCCUCCACCCUCUCCGCACCCCACCCUCGCAACCGUUUUGCUCACUCUUUCAGCCUUCAUCCAGGAUAGUAUCGGAUUUCGGUCACAGUUGUAUGUCUCCCUCCUGCCGAGUGUGCAGAAACAGCGUUCUCAUUCCACCCUCCGCCGAUAUUCUGACCCACACGCCCAGGCUGGCAACCCUCUUGUAUCCAUCCACUCGCUCCCUCUCUUACUCAGUCGGUCCUUUCUUGUAAGCUCGCUCAUCUCUUAAAUACAGCCGAUUCCAACGGCAGCCAGCAUCAUCACAUCGGUCUCAGCAGUCUGCAACCAGCCCAGACUAGCGACCUGUAUUCAGCUUACUCCACACAGCAACGCCUUUUUUUUUUGCACCUUUUGCUGUUUCUCACUCCUUUCUCUCAGCUCCUCAUCAAGCAUCAAGUCCAUCUUGUCACGCCAACAGCAUUCCGGCGUUCCAUUCUUAAAUCCUAUACCCCU